AUAUAUAUUAUCUGAUUGGCUAUUGGGUUGGCGCGCGAUACCUUUGUAUGACUAGGUAGACGAGAGAGCGACGACGACAACUGACAAGAAUAUAAGUGAGACUUGAAUAUGUGUACAGACUAAUACAUGAGCUGGACAUAUUGUCAACCCUUCUGCCACACAGAGAAUCAGCUGUAAGCAGAAGAAGAUGCCAUACAAAAUUGUAUCAUUCCAUGGUAAAAAUGGUGGUCGCAUUUCAUUGGCUGACAUCAAUGGUCUGUACUUGCCAAUCACAGGGUCCGAGGAAUAUUUGACAAGGCACCUUGAACGUCUGUCUGGACAGUUGCAGGCUCGGGACAAUGAUGUGGUCAUCUGCGCCUAUCCUAAGUCUGGUCUGCACUGGAUCUGGGAGGUGGUAAAUAUGCUACAGAAACGCACCUCCAGACCUUCAGAUGACAUCAUGGAAAAUUAUUCUUUUGAAUUUUCCUCUGUCAAACAACUUAGCUCCGAACCAUCUCCUAGAGUGUUUGUAACACAUCUCACAUUUGACAAGCUGCCUCAAUCGUUUCGUGAGAGACGCUGUAAAAUCGUGUACAUCUGCCGUGAUCCUCGCUCCGUGGCCGUGUCCUUCUUCCACUAUGUGUGUCAGAUGAAGGUCAAGGGGACGACAGAUCGUACUGUAUUCUCUGGGGAGUGGCCAGAUUUCCUACAGCUCUUUACAGAGGGCAAAGUGCCAUUCAACAGCUGGUUACACCACACAAAAGCCUGGGACAAGGUUAUCAAAGACUGGCCAAACUAUCCCAUACACGUUGUCAACUUUGAAGACACAAAGCAGGAUCCUCUGAAAGAAAUUCUUAAGCUGAACACCUUCCUAGGAUCUGGUAUUUCUUCGGCGAUGUGUACAGACAUAGCUACCAACACAAAGAUAAGAAGACUUCGGGCAGCUAAGGCAGCCAUUAGGGACAACACCAUGGGACAAUACUUUCAAGAUAACAAGUACCCUAUGUACCGUAAAGGAGUAACUGAUGAUUGGAAGAACUUGUUCACAGUGGCACAAAACGAGGACAUCAUCCAAGGAGAGAUAGGAAGACUGCGGACCUCAAACAUCAAACUCACCAGUCUACUGUGAAUACUGUAAUACAAUCAUCAUCCAAGGAGAGAUGGGAAGACUGCGGACCUCAAACAUCAAACUCACCAGUCUACUGUGAAUACUGUAAUACAAUCAUCAUCCAAGGAGAGAUGGGAAGACUGCAGACCUCAAACAUCAAACUCACCAGUCUACUGUGAAUACUGUAAUACAAUCAUCAUCCAAGGAGAGAUGGGAAGACUGCAGACCUCAAACAUCAAACUCACCAGUCUACUGUGACAACUGUAACACAAUCAUCAUCCAAGGAGAGAUGGGAAGACUACGGACCUCAAACAUCAAACUCACCAGUCUACUGUGACAACUGUAACACAAUCAUCAUCCAAGGAGAGAUGGGAAGACUACGGACCUCAAACAUCAAACUCACCAGUCUACUGUGAAUACUGUAAUACAAUCAUCAUCCAAGGAGAGAUGGGAAGACUGCAGACCUCAAACAUCAAACUCACCAGUCUACUGUGAAAACUGUAACACAAUCAUCAUCCAAGGAGAGAUGGGAAGACUACGGACCUCAAACAUCAAACUCACCAGUCUACUGUGAAAACUGGAACACAAUUACUUCAUAAUGUCAUAUCAGCCUGGGUAGAUCAUGAGCUCCAGAGCAUUUGACAAUCUUUUGAACCAAUAUGUGCUGGCAGGCAUGGGCUAAACUCCAAGUCUCAGAAGCAACAUUUAUUGGAUCUGUAAACAGGGUUUUAAAAUACAGUCGAAUCUGCUCAAGUCACCAUCUGUAUUAAAAGACCAUCUGUUUUAUGCGACCACUUUUCAUUCCUCCCGACUGUUUUUACUAUGUAAUUUAACUGUAUUAAGCAACCAUCUGUCUAACGCGACCAGCGACCACCGAAAAUGACCCCAAAAAUACGUUAAAGGACCAAAUUUGCGACCGUCACCACAUUUGACGAAGGGCUAAUUAUAUAUUUUGGUGCAACAUGCAGUUAGAGAUUAACCUUGAAUUGCCUUGAUCCUGUCUGCUGGGUAGUGAACUCAAUGCUGUUCACCGUCAGUCUUCACCGUCAGUCUUGACCGUCACACCGUCAGUCUUCACCGUCAGUCUUCACCGUCACACCGUAAGUCUUCACCGUCACACCGUCAGUCUUCACCGUCCUUUCUAAACAGUCUCUCACUGUGCAUGAAGUUAAAUGCAUCAGUUGUUUGUUGUAUAGUUGUAUGUGAAAUAUGAUAAAAAAUAAAGAGAUUUUCAGAUGAA
Molecule: messenger RNA, 2327 nt
Organism: Mizuhopecten yessoensis (Yesso scallop)
Lineage: Eukaryota; Metazoa; Mollusca; Bivalvia; Pectinida; Pectinidae
Product: sulfotransferase family cytosolic 1B member 1-like
Exons: 7
Coding region: 188-1108 (306 amino acids)
Biological process (GO): sulfation
Cellular component (GO): cytoplasm
Molecular function (GO): sulfotransferase activity
Source: RefSeq, a predicted model, not a curated record